GCAGGCGUGGGUUCCUUCGAACCCACCCAGGCGCUGGGUUCGCACCAAACCCAGCAUGCCUGGGUUUGGUGGAACCCAGCAUGCCUGGGUUUGGUGGAACCCAGCACGCUUGGGUUCGAUUCCUUGCGAACCCAGGCGCUAGGUUCACAAGGAACCUAAGCAUGCUAGGUUCGCGUCUGGUGUUGGGUUCGCGUUUGGUGCUGGGUUCGCGUUUGGUGCUGGGUUCGCGUCUGGUGUUGGGUUCGCUGGGUUCGUGUCUGGUGCUGGGUUUGCUGGGUUCACAUUUGGUGCUGGGUUCGCUGGGUUCGCGUCUGGUGCUGGGCUCACGUCUGGGUUCGCACCGAACCCAGCAUGCCUGGGUUUGGUGGAACCCAGCACGCUUGGGUUCGGUUCCUUACGAACCCAGGCGCUGGGUUCGCAAGGAACCCAAGCGUGCUGGGUUCGCGUUUGGGUUCCUACAAACCCAGCACGCUUGGAUGAAGAAGGCAUUACUGCAGGUGUUAGGUGUUGGGUUCGAUGCUGGGUUUGAUUUGUCAAUUUCGAAUGCUAGGUUUUUGCAAGUGUUGGGUUCAUUUGCAAGUGUUGGGUUUGAAAUCGAACCCAGCAAGCGUUGGGUUUGAGUAGCUGCUGAGUUCCUGCAAGUGAGGCUUUGGGUUUCGUUUUGAACCCAGCAGCCGUUAGGUCAAAUAUCUAUUGAGUUUAAUCUGUUGAUUUGUUGUGUUAUCCUCGAAUUUAAUAUUAGGAAUUAGGGUUUGCAGAAGGUUAAAGGAAAGGGAGAGGAAGAAGAAAGGGAAAAAGGAAAAACAAACAAAGAAAAAAAAAAGAAUAAGAAAUUUUUUAAGAUUUU
Molecule: messenger RNA, 847 nt
Organism: Rubroshorea leprosula
Lineage: Eukaryota; Viridiplantae; Streptophyta; Magnoliopsida; Malvales; Dipterocarpaceae
Source: the annotation of a GenBank genome assembly